AUGGCUGAAUUAAAACAAGUUAGCUUCACGCCAGAUGUAUUGGCAAGAAUAGCACCGGAUGUAUCUUUACAACGCCACCUAUCUAUUGGAAUCAGACCCAAUUUGCGCAACUUCACUGAAUUCAAAGCAGUUGCUUUUGGCAAUAGUCUGCAAUUGCAACAAAACGAAAACAACAUUUUUGCAUCAUCGAUUGUGAAAAGUGGAUCCACUACUGUCAUUACAACAAUAAGUCUUGGGAUUCUUGAAGAUUUGGGCAAUCAAAGCAGCCAACAGGGGCAACAUUUUGCCACUGUUUACCCACAAGUCGAAAUACUUCGAGGUAGAUCUGGUGCUCCCACUGAUGAAGAAAUGAUUGUUAGUCAGGACUUGUUUGAAACUUUUAGACAUUGCAAAAUUAUCCCUGAGGAGAGUUUGCGUAUUGAAAAUAUCGGUAUCAAGUUGAAAGAUGAAGAAACUGGUGAAGAAGAGAUUUUGUAUCCCGAUUUAAAUGAAUCACAAUGGCAAUAUGUUAAUCUAUCAAGUAUGCAUAAUAAACCAUUCCAAUUUGUCUUGUUGGCAAAUACAAAAGUAUACCUGAGAGAAGUGUCAACAAAUUCUAUAUUUGAUUUAUGUUUUGCUUCGAUUUUGAAAGCAUUGCAAGGUUUACAGUUGCCCAGAUGUUUUGUUAAUGAUUCAAUAAGUACCAAAAUUUCCAUCAGAUCGAGAAAAUCAAACGCAAGAGGGUUAAUUGAUACCAAUAAAGGUGUUUUGAAUUUAGAUUUGAGACAGGAAUCUCAGUACAAGCUACAAUUGAAUGUGAAACCAGGGACAAUCUCAAGCAAUUUCGGUAUAAUCAAGUUGGACAAGAGAAAAGAGCAACAUGGGGAUGCCAUGGAUGUAGACAGUGAUGAACCGAUCUUAUUGACUGACUUGGAAGGCGAAGCAGAAGAAUCCACCAUUUUAUCUAGAAUAUCCAUCAUCAGUAAUUCACAAACGAUAAACAAAAUCAGUUUGGUGAGUAAUGGUGAUAUCACCAUGGAAACACUUAGGCGAGCUAUCGACAUAUCCAAACAAAGAGCUAGCAUAGAGACGUAA
Lodderomyces parapsilosis is the source of this 1074-nucleotide messenger RNA. RefSeq names its product exosome non-catalytic core subunit. Gene Ontology annotation, cellular component: cytoplasmic exosome (RNase complex); nuclear exosome (RNase complex). The coding region runs from base 1 to 1074 and encodes 357 amino acids. The transcript has a single exon. Gene Ontology annotation, biological process: nuclear mRNA surveillance; U1 snRNA 3'-end processing; exonucleolytic trimming to generate mature 3'-end of 5.8S rRNA from tricistronic rRNA transcript (SSU-rRNA, 5.8S rRNA, LSU-rRNA). The record is from RefSeq and is a predicted model, not a curated record. NCBI's taxonomy places the organism in Eukaryota, Fungi, Ascomycota, Pichiomycetes, Serinales, Debaryomycetaceae.